This is a messenger RNA of Nothobranchius furzeri (turquoise killifish), 3227 nucleotides long. Its product is annotated as dual specificity protein phosphatase 13A. Gene Ontology annotation, molecular function: MAP kinase phosphatase activity; protein tyrosine/serine/threonine phosphatase activity. Gene Ontology annotation, biological process: negative regulation of MAPK cascade; protein dephosphorylation. The record is from RefSeq and is a predicted model, not a curated record. Lineage: Eukaryota; Metazoa; Chordata; Actinopteri; Cyprinodontiformes; Nothobranchiidae. Gene Ontology annotation, cellular component: cytoplasm.
AGAUGAUAGAUAGAUAGAUAGAUAGAUAGAUAGAUAGAUAGAUAGAUAGAUAGAUAGAUAGAUAGAUAGAUAAUCAUUGACAUUUUAAUUUACCUUUUCAUAAUCACUUAGUACAUUUGAUUUUAUAUGUUUUUUUAAAUACAGGAAGUGAACUUGAUUCUUUAAUUUCCCUGUAAAGGACAUUCCAUAAUCUUACACCAUAUACAGAAAUAUUACAUUCCUUCAUUUAGGUUCUGAAUUUAGAUUUUUUAAAGGCAUCAAUUCUGUUUAACAUGUAUCCACUCACUCUCUUGUGAAACAGUUUCUGAAUAUUAGUUGGUAAAGUACUUGUUUCUGCCCUGUACAUUAUUUGCAAUAUUUUCCACUCUACCAGGUCAGGAAAUUUCAGUAUUUUAUAUCUAAUGAAUAAUAGAUUAGAGUGAUCUCUGUAGUUACUCUAUAGUUCUUAAGGUUUUGGAAUCAAUUAAAUGACAAAAGUUCCUAAAUUAAUGCACCUGUCUAACAAUAUUGCACACUUUCUGUAAAUCCUAUAAACUUUGUUUCACUUCUCAAAUAUCACUGUGUGUGCCACCUAUAUGAUGUAAUAUUUUAUUGUAACAACCAACAAUUUACACAGGAAUAUCAGGAAGAUCAAACCUUUGCGUCCCACCGUACGCAUAAGCGUUCUAUUUGUAUCGUUUGUAAACUAAAGUGUUGAGCAGUUUUCAGCCCCCUCUCUUGUUGCUCUUGUGAUUAGAGAGAGAGAGAAAGAGAGAGAGAGGGAGACAGACAGACAGACAGACAGAGAGAGAGAGAGAGAGAGAGAGAGAGAGAGAGAGAGAGAGAGAGAUGGAUAAACAGACCAAUCAAUCCAACAGCAACAUUAGAUAAUCUGCAUCCAGUCAAAAGGAACAAACUGAACACACGCCAGGCUAAUUUUGGAGUUGGACGCUUGAAAAACAGCCACCUGCUCGUGCCGCUCACUGCUGGCUGAAGAUCCAGUGAAGAGUGUGACUGUAAGACUAUAAGUUACACUCUGAGAACAGGGAAGAUGUCAGGAAGCAGCCAGCAACAAAACCUGGUGCUCAUUAAGGAGCUGGAGGUCAUCUUGGAUUCUUGUGUGCUGGAGCUCACACCUGUGGAUGAAGUUUGGCCCAACUUGUUCAUAGGAAAUGUGGCUGUGGCACAGAACAGAAAGACAUUAUGUAAGCUGGGCAUCACUCAUAUCCUGAACGCAGCACACUCCAAGCAGGGCAGCAUCGGCGACCAGAGCUUUUAUGGAAACGCGUGUGUUUACUCUGGCAUCGCAGCAGAAGACUCAGACCACUUUGACCUCAGCCAACACUUCCAACCUGCUGCAGACUUCAUACACAAAGGCCUGAAGAGCAAAGAUGGAAAGGUGCUUGUGCAUUGCAUCAUGGGAGUGAGUCGAUCUGCCACUUUGGUUCUGGUUUACCUGAUGAUGAAGAAGUGUCUCUCGCUGAAAGAUGCUUUGAGGCACGUUGUACAAAAACGAGCCAUUUAUCCCAACAGGAACUUCUUAUCGCUCCUCCUGAAGCUGGACGAACAGCUGACACAGAGACGGAGGUUGUGUCCUCUUCUCUGACUGCCGUCUUCUGCUUCCAUUGGUUUCCACAUCUUUGUGCGUCACACUUUGAUCACUAAUAAGUAACAGAGACUGUAAAUAGUUUGAUUGUGAAUUGUUUUUUUAUUGCUAAAGGUGUGUGGCUGAAAUAAUUCACAUAAUUUUACUCAUGUUGUUUCUUUUCACCCCUAGAUCUAGCUUUGCUUUUGUGAGAUUUUCAAGCCCUUUACUGUAACACACUCCAAAUAAUUAGCAGACCAACACGUAGAGGAUGACUGAGACAGCCAUCUUAAAAAAUAAAAUAAAAUAAAAGCAAUAAAAAUAAAUCACUUAAAAAAACUUAAACAUUUAAAAUGCAAAUUUUUGUGCGCACACAAAAUGAUUUAUAUGACUAUUCAGUGAAAUUUACUCUACUAAAUAAACCCUGGACCAAGACGUUAAGAUUUUAUAAAUUUUAUUUAAAAAUUUCUGCUUGUUUUUAGAUGAAAUAAACAUGUGAAUUUUGUUUUUAAUAGUGAGUCUGACGACCAAGAAUUUAAAAUAAAACCGAUUCUUUGUUUAGUGUUUUUGGCGUUUUUUUUUAAAUAAAUAAAAAAACUCAAUUUUUUUUAAAAUUUAUUUACAAUUUCUGUUCAGGAAAUCAUAAUCCAGUUCCUGACCUGUUUUCACUUUGGCUGUGGUCUGAUAGUUACGCCUUAACUCUGACUCUCAUCAUCUAGAUAUUAUAAAAGACCCCUAAACUCAAGGGAUGAGCCAGAGUUUUUUUCUUUUUGCUGAAUCAGUACAAAGUAUCAAAACUUAGAGUUUUACACACAAGUCAGUAUAAUAACACCAACAGGUGACUUCUAAAGAAGUUACCCGAAUGCUUGACGUGCAUCAGUGUGUCAUGAUCCGCCCCGACCUCCCUGACUGUGGCCCUGUCCACACGUAGCCGGGGAUCUGCCAAAACGUAGAUAUUUUUCUACGUUUUGGCCUGUCAUCCACACGAAAACGGAGUUUUUUCACACAAAAACGGAUCUUUUUAAAAACUCUGGCCAAAGUGAAGAUCUGUGUUUUCUCCGUUUUGGGUGUCUGCGUGUGGACAGACAAAACCGGAGUUUUAAGGUCCGCAACGUCACUUUCCGCGACAAAAAAUGCUGACAUCACGUGUGCGACCUGUGUUUACACUAGCCGGCAGCAUGGAUGCCCUCAGAGCUGCGCUCUGUCACUACCCGAUCCAUCAAUUGUCCAAGCGCUUUUUGCUUUUUUGUUUUUGCAAGCGGAAUUACUGCUCCUUGCGGAAGACCACAGACGAAGGACGAGGUUAAGAACGGGAGAAGUACUGCCGCCUACAGGUCUGGCAUGUCCUUAACAACAUAUUUAUCCGGGUACGUGUGGACAGUGUUUGUUUUUAAAACGCGGUGGUGUGGAUGCAAGUUUUUGGAGGGGCGGAUAUUCGUUUUCAAAAAACCCCGGCUACGUGUGGACUAGGCCUGUGUCUCUCCUGCCUUGAUUAACCUUAUUGUUCUCACCUGUCCCUCAUUACUCUGCCCAUGUGUUCCUGAUUUCCCUGUGUAUUUAUACCUCCCUCCUUGUUGCUGUCUUCGUCGUAUCAUUGUUGUUUGUUCAUGCGCGUUUUGUCCCGUCGCUCCCGUUCCACCAUUAAACCAUUUUUAUUUUUUCA